Messenger RNA from Haplochromis burtoni (Burton's mouthbrooder), 4819 nucleotides. Its product is annotated as protein-lysine 6-oxidase. The record is from RefSeq and is a predicted model, not a curated record. The transcript has 7 exons. NCBI's taxonomy places the organism in Eukaryota, Metazoa, Chordata, Actinopteri, Cichliformes, Cichlidae. Gene Ontology annotation, molecular function: protein-lysine 6-oxidase activity; copper ion binding. Gene Ontology annotation, biological process: peptidyl-lysine oxidation. Bases 162 to 1709 code for a protein of 515 amino acids.
AACGAGCCGGGAAAAAGGAUUCAGCCCUCCUCUCCUCUCCAUCUCUCAGUCCUCCUGAGAAGUGCUAUGUUGUUUUGUGUCAGAGCUGAAACUGGAAGCGCACUGCCGAUUUUAAUCCAUUCUCCACGAAGCUUCAACGUCUGCGCGCGCAAACUUACGUGAUGUUUGUUAACUUACACGUGGGCUUUAAUUUAUUAAGUUUAAUUGCCAUGGCUAAACGAUCACUUUUAUUUUUAUAUAUUUUCCAAGGACUACUCCCCCUCAGCUUUGGGCAGCAGCGCACGGUUGGCCCCUGGCGGCACCGGAUUCAAUGGGAGAACAACGGGCAGGUUUACAGUUUAAUGAGCACUGGGCUGGAGUACCAGGCUCCGUAUCGGUCCACCAGCCAGUCCAGGGUUUACGUGAGCAGUCGGAGGGAUGGUACUGGGAGCCAGAUGUCUGGAGCGCGCAGAAGAAUGACGCUUGUGAGAACCGGACCAAAUGACUCCAGACAGUUCAGGACUGAUAACAGUGCACAGUCGGGACUUCUCACACCUGGAUACGAUGUUAGACCGUAUGCGCCCGUGAAUCGUCAUGCGUCAGGGUUCAGACAGCGACUUGAACGCCCUACAGCAGCAGUUGUAAGACAUCCAGGCGCACGCCAUUUUAAUGGUGAAUUCAUCAGAACCACGAACGCCUCUUCACCGGGGAGUUCAACAGAUUCUUCUGGCGGUAAUGGAGGUUCUGUCACUGUGGAUAAUACCGCACUACAUACUAGAAUAGGUGAAUCCGGACCUGGUGCGCAAAACCAACAGUUACGCGCGGGGCCGGAGGUGACGCCUGUCUCCAGGCAACCUGCUCAGACUGAUCGCUUCAUCUCAGCACACCCGUCAGGUCUGGAAAAUGAGUCCGAGGCACCGGCUGUAUUUCCUGCACUUACUGAGGAAAACAGCAAUGGAGAGGACAUGGUCAAUGACGACCCUCGAAACCCGCUUAAAAACCACAGGAAUUCUGUUUUCUACAACAUGUAUCCGACCAGAGGGAGGUCAGCGGCCCGCACCCUCCGUCCGCCUGGCACAGGGUACGGCACAGGAUAUUUCCAAAACGGACUGCCAGACCUUGUGCCAGACCCAUAUGCCAUCCAAGCAGGUACCUAUGUCCAGCGCAUGCAGAUGUACGCGCUUCGCUGUGCGGCUGAGGAGAACUGUCUGGCCAGAUCGGCUUAUGGACCCACUGUGCGAGACAUCAACUUCAGAGUCCUCCUGCGGUUUCCACAGAAAGUGAAGAACCAAGGCACCGCUGACUUCCUCCCUUUCAAGCCCAGAUAUCAGUGGGACUGGCACAGCUGUCACCAACACUACCACAGCAUGGACGCCUUCAGCAACUACGAUCUGCUGGAUGUUAUCACAGGACGUAAAGUGGCAGAGGGACACAAGGCCAGUUUCUGUCUGGAGGACACGAACUGUGAUCCUGGAUUCAGGCGACGCUACGCCUGUACAGCUCAUACGCAGGGUCUGAGCCCAGGUUGCCAUGACAUCUACGCUGCCAACAUCGACUGUCAGUGGAUUGACAUCACUGAUGUGCCUCCAGGAAACUACAUCUUGAAGGUUACAGUCAAUCCCAAUUUCCACAUCCUGGAGUCAGACUUCAACAACAACGUAGUGAGAUGUGAUAUUACUUACACAGGCGUUUAUGUUCAGACACGCAACUGUCGAAUAACGAGGGGUUGAAAUAUUAAUUUUUCUGGAAACCUGCAGAAGUUUGGCAGUAAGACCCCGUCUGUACUGCACAGGCUCAACAACAUCAGUGAAAAAAGGUUUAUGCAGUUGGUAAAAUGUUGUAUUGUAAUGGUGAGCUGCAUUCCUGCUAUGAAGUCUUGGGGUUGCAUUUAUUCAGAAUAAAUGCAAAAUUAGUUUACACAAACUUUGUAUAUGGAACUAGUGAUGUCAUCAGAAUUACUUGAUUGUGUAGUUCUAGAAAUGUGCUACGAUUGGUUACAAAUUAUGUUUUGGUUUGUUUUUCUUAACAAAUACAAGUACUGUUCGUAGACACGUUUCUUCCUUUAAGUGCUACUUACUCGCUUGAAAUGUGUGUAUUGUUUGUCAUUUGAUGUCGUUGUUAAUGUUUUUUUCUGAUUUUUGUUACUAUUAUGUGCACAUUAUUAACAUCUAGAGUUUUAUUUAACCUUAUAACAUCCACUCUUUUGGGGAAACUCUUUUAGGGAUAAGGUUUAAUGUUGCUCAUUGUCAGCUCCAUAAUUUGUUCUUCCUCUCUACUAGAGGAGUUUUGUGUGAUUACCAGUUCAAAACAAGGUCCCCUGGUUUUCAGCAGUGAUUGGCUGCCCUUCCUUAAACAUCACGUUGGAUCGGGCUGGUCUGCUCACACCCAGAGCCUGAUAUAUUAGCGCGACCAUAUUAGGGGAAAAAAGCUGACCACGCAUUUAGAGCAGUCUGAUGCCUGAUCUUGUGGAUCACAGGGAGUACAGUACUUCCACAUACAGUGACAUUAUUAUUUGAAACUUUGAUCAUAUGAAUAUCAACCCCUUUAAAACUGUACAUGAGAUAUGAUCAAAUGCUCUGCAAAUCAGGCUUGAAAAACCAUGGCAACCAAAACACUAAAGUUGACGCUUCAGAGCCAACAGGCAAAGUAGUGAUGUUUUAUAACGUCUGUCGUCGUCCUGUAGACAACUUAGGAUGUUACUGUAGAACUCCAUGUUGAUAGUCUGGUCAUGACGGGUGAAUUCAUGGAACACCCUCCAAACCCCCUCCAAAAACUCCUCGUCACACUCCUGACCUGAAGUGUCGCCAUCGGGCUUGGAAACUUAGGAUGCUUCAACUGAAAACUGCUGGGUCAUAGCUGGAGGUCCAAUUCUAAUUACCAGCAAGUACCACCAAGGAAGUCGGUCUUCAAUUUAAAAUUAAAUCAGGUAUGUUUUUGUGUUUGUUUGUUUUGUUAUUUUAGGAUAGUGUUCCUGGAGCUUUUUGACCAUACCUUGUAUAUAAGAAAAAAUAAGAAAAAGGUUAGCUCCUCUUAUAAUAGAGGAGCUACAUUAGUUAUAAUAGAAGGUCCAAACACAUGUAUGAAACCACAUCUUAAAGGUUACUGAUAGAAUCUGAAACCUGCUUAUUAGCCUGUGGCUCAGAGACAACCUAAACAUAACCCUAAACAGAUCACCAUCCAAUCUGGUGGAUGUUAAGAGGUUUUUACAUAAAAGAUAUUCUAGAUCGUCGCUACUGUCAACAAUUCUCAUGGAAAAACAUCUAAACCAAAACUGAGAAGAAGAUCCACAACACAUGGUGGAAGGUUUUACAAAGACAAAGAGAAGUUGUAUUCUCCAAUAGGUCACUACAAAACACCCCAUGGGUUAAAGCAGCCCAUUUUUAGUCCCAGGACUGAGCUCUUACUGGGUGACUAUUGUGUAGUGUGAUCCUGGCCUUCUAUAGGAUCACACUGCAUAUGUAUAAUAUAUGUGGCUUUAAAAAAAAAACAUAAUUUUCUAAAACUGCAGCACACUAAGUAAGCGAACACUACUCAAACAGCAGUAUUUAUGGCAGCGGAUAGUGACUCCAGUAAAAAUAAACCACAGCAUCCAUGUUGAUGAUAAAAGAAGAAAUAAGUCAGCCGGUUAAAGAGUGUGACUCAGAAUAUUUUUCAGUGGAGCUCUUGGGAGCAGAUGAAUAACAUGCAUCAGGUUUUGAAUAAACACAGACAAAGCCUAGUAGAAAUCCUUCAUUUUGAUCUUUUCAGGGGAUCUGUUGACAACAGGAAACAAACAAAACCACAUCCAGCUCAUCCUUUAACUUGGACAUAUUAGAAAACUGCAAAUACUCGUUUUAUGUUAAAUUGUCAAGGAUGUAUGUUAUGAGUAUGUUUCUACAAGUGUGUGUUAGUGUAUAACUGAGUGAAUGGAAAUGUUCACAUGAUAAAACAGUGUUGAAAAUAUAGUCUGAUGUGUUGAUGCAUUACAUUACAAAUCAAAGUUUCAUGUUAGAAAAUGCCAAAAUAUGUUUGGAUUUUUUUUCAAGAUUGUCUGUUGAUUUACUAUAUGAAAAGUAGUAUAAAUUAUACUUUUGACAGUUUCAGAUCUUACAUCACAGUUGGACAACAGCUGUGAUGUAAGAUCUGAGAUAACUCAUAAGCACACUGCAGGAUUAAAGCAGUUUCUAUCCUCAGUGUGUGGCCUCAGAGACAAACAGGCCUGCAGGCAGACGCUGGCGGCAUGUUUGCUGACAGACCUCUGUGAAGACACAAGAUCUUCUGCAUCCUUGCCAUAUCUACUAAAACACAGUCAGAGCAUGAUGAAUGGAGGCCUUUUCCAAUUCUCUUCUUCGAUGCAUAUUUUAAAAAAGGGUUGUAAAAUCCUUCUUGGCUCAGAAUUCACCACAUUUUGGUUUGACUCACAUGCACGGGGGCUUGUCCGGGAUGAGGUGUUUUUAAUAGCUCUGGGAUAUUUUGUCUGAGUGGGAGGAUUGACACAUCACGCCAGGGAGGAUGUCCAGCGUGUUGCUGAACUUUUUUUUUUUUUUCUAAAGGCAACUGUGUUUUUGCAGCAAGCAGUAGACGGUUUCAAACAGCAAUGAGUGACGGAAGAAAAAAAAAGCAAACCUGCUCCAAUCACGUUCGCUUUGAGUGGAUGAUGGUUUGUCUGAUUCAAAGAUGUUUUUACUUACUCGUGCAGGUUUUGUACAUUAUGAAGUGGUUUUGAGUGAUGCACUGGAAAACAGGCCCCAGACAAUGUAUGCGCCGUUAAAUGCACAGAUGUUGGGUAUUUGCAACGGAACAGAGCUCAGCCUCGGCUUAAAAAAGAAGCGAACCGGGGAGAUUAGACACAAUUGAAAUG